Molecule: messenger RNA, 972 nt
Organism: Dovyalis caffra
Lineage: Eukaryota; Viridiplantae; Streptophyta; Magnoliopsida; Malpighiales; Salicaceae
Source: the annotation of a GenBank genome assembly
AUGUUUGGGCCGGACGGCACAGGCACUCUUACAUCACCGUCAAAUCAGUUGUGGGAUGACAAAGAUCUUGAAUUGCAGGCUGAUAUGGAUCGUUUUGAGAAUGGAUCUCUUGAGGAAAAUGUCGAUUCUUUUUUAUCCCAUGAUGAUACUGAACCUAGAGAUACAGCUCCUCGUAUGGAUGUGAGCAAAGGAUUCACAUUUACUGAACUACAUUCUAUUAGAGCAAGUGCAAGCAAAGUAGUCUGUUGCCACUUCUCAUCAGAUGGAAAAAUGCUUGCCAGUGGCGGCCAUGAUAAAAAGGCUGUAUUGUGGUACACGGAUAAUUUAAAGCCAAAAACUACCCUUGAAGAACAUUCAUCUCUGAUUACUGAUGUCCGUUUCAGCCCAAGCAUGCCACGUCUUGCAACAUCAUCAUUUGACAACACUGUCAGGGUUUGGGAUGCUGACAAUCCUAAUUUCUCACUCCGCACUUUUACUGGACAUGAUAACGCUGUAAUGUCACUAGACUUCCACCCAAAUAAAGAUGACCUUAUAUGCUCUUGUGAUGGGGAUGGUGAAAUAAGAUACUGGAGUAUUACCAAUGGUAGCUGUACAAGAAUAUUCAAGGGUGGUAUGGCCCAGCUGAGAUUUCAACCUCGUGUGGGGAGGUAUCUUGCGGCCACUGCAGAGAAUGUUGUGUCUAUACUGGAUGUCGGCAUUCGUUACAGGUUAGGACACACUAAGCCAAUCCAUUCUGUUUGUUGGGAUCCUUCUGGUGACUAUCUAGCAUCUAUCAGUGAGGACUCUGUCAGAGUCUGGACGCUUGGAUCAGGAAGUGAGGGCGAAUGUUCUUUGGAGCUUUGGAACAUGAGUGAGAACAAGACAAUGAUUCUGCCAGCUCAUGAGGGUCUAAUUGCUGCUUUGGCUGUAUCAACUGCUACAGGGUUGGUUGCUUCUGCUAGUCAUGAUAAGUUCGUCAAACUGUGGAAAUGA